AUGCGUGGGCAGCUCUCUGCAGUGGCGGUGCUCUUCCUGUCCCUGGCUGUGAUUUUACAUGGCUAUCAAAUAAGAGAAAAAGGAUAUCCAAAAAGCAGAGACUAUCUUCAAUAUACCUCAACAGCAACAGGACAGACCACAGCAAAACCUCUCCUACAGCUGACUAACCAAACACAUCAUGUAACUUUAGGAGCAAAAUCAAGGGAUGGUCAUAUUGAAAUGGCUGCUGAAGACUCCACCUCUGAAAACACAGCUCACACAACAACCAAAACAACAAUCCCAGUAACUACAAAAAUCCUUCUACCCAGCAGCCCACUUAACUACACCUUUGUUACACCUAAUAACUCACAUGUGACUGCUUUAUCUACUGAAGGUACCAUUGGUCCUAGUUCAGUUGCACAUUUAUUAGUUAAUGCAUCUGGAGCUAGUCUAUCCACUGCCAAUCAUAUAACCGGGAGAACUCCCCAACUUGGUGGUCAGACUACCCUCCCCAAAACAUUUCUCACAGCAUCACACAAAAGCACAACCAAUCAAAAGCCAACUCCACCCAUCUAUGUCCCAGGAACAUCAGUACCUACACAAAAGGUCAGCUUUGCAACCUUACCUGCCGUUAUAGUUCUUGGGCCCACUCUAGCAACUAAGUCAUCACCAGCUAAGACGGGGACAUAUGAAGUUCUAAAUGGAAGCAGGCUCUGUAUAAAAGCAGAGAUGGGGCUAGAGCUGAUUGUUCAAGAAAACGAUUUGGAUUUUGCAACUCAGAGACACUUCAACAUUGACCCCAGCUUAACCCACGCUUCUGGGAAAUGUGGCUCCCAAAGAUCAAACCUCUUCUUGGAUUUCCAAGGUGGAUCAGUGAAUAUCACAUUUAUCAAGGAAGAAAACUCAUAUUAUAUAAGUGAAGUGGGAGCCUAUUUGACUAUCUCAUAUACAGAGAGAACUUAUCAGGGAAUGAAGCAUAGUAUGAUGAUGUUUGAGACCGUAGUUGGACAUUCCUUCAAGUGUGUGAGUGAGCAGAGCAUCCAGCUGUCAGCUCAGCUUCAAAUGAAAACAAUGAGCAUCCAUUUCCAAGCCUUUGAUUUUGAAGGAGACUGCUUUGGAAAUGUGGAUGAGUGUUUGUCUGACUACACAGUUGUGCUUCCUGUGGUCGGGGCCAUCGUGGUCAUCCUCUGUGUUGUGGGUCUGGCUGUCUACAAAAUCCACCAAAGGCACCAGUCAUUGGGAUACCAGAGAAUCUAAUUGAUAACCAGAGGAAAUGGGAAUAAUGGCAUUUAGAAAAAAAUUCAGUACUUAUUGACAGAAUGUGGGAGGCUUCUCUUAUUCAUUACCAUCUACUCAAACCAAUGAGUGAUUAGUAAUUAAAAUGAAAACAGCAUGUAAAUUCUGAAUAUUUUUGCUCAUCUCAUGAAAGACUAAAAGACACUUGAAGUAUUUUCUGGCUUAGGUUGGAAAAUUUUAAUAAUUCAAAUGAAUAUUUGAGAUAGAUUGAAUUAACAUGAUGUACAAAGGUGACAGAAAUUUACAUGUUAUAAACCACAAUAAUUGAUUUUAAUUAGUACUGCCUGUAUUUGCCUAGAUAAAUUAAUUUUGGCAUUAAUAUUUUCAUUUAAAAAUAUUUUACUGGAUUUUCCUACCAUCUAUGUUUAUUUGAUGUAUGUGUGUCUGACAUGGUCCUUACCUCCCUUUCUAUUUAAAUGUUUUUAGUUAUCAAAAAGAACAACAUAUCUCUGUGGA
Molecule: messenger RNA, 1731 nt
Organism: Phodopus roborovskii (desert hamster)
Lineage: Eukaryota; Metazoa; Chordata; Mammalia; Rodentia; Cricetidae
Gene: Lamp3
Product: lysosomal associated membrane protein 3
Exons: 6
Coding region: 1-1236 (411 amino acids)
Cellular component (GO): membrane
Source: RefSeq, a predicted model, not a curated record